AUGGAAGCAGCAGUGCCACGGCUCGUCUACUGUGGACCGGAGUCAAUUCGCUUCUCCGGCUCCUCCCGCCGCUCCUUCGUCUCCGGGAUUCCUCCUCGUAAUCGCUCCCGACGGAUUCUAGCCGUCGCCACCGAUCCCAAACCUACGCAGACUGGUCCACCCAAGUCCACCACCGUAAACGGAUCCUCUUCAUCGUCCGCGUCAAAAUCAGUCAACAACAAUGUCUCCACGAGAAUUGGCGAUGUUUCAAAAGAGAUUAAACGGGUGAGAGCUCAAAUGGAACAAGACGAACAGUUAUCUGUACUAAUGAGAGGGCUUCGUGGCCAGAAUUUGAAAGAUUCAGUCUUCGCCGAUAAUAAUAUUCAGCUAAGGCUUGUCGAGACUGGUGGAAGCAGUGAGUUCUUACCUCUGGUGUAUGACCCGGACACCAUUUCUGAGUACUGGGGGAAACGUCCUCGUGCCGUUGCUACUCGGAUUAUCCAAUUGCUUUCAGUCGCCGGAGGGUUUCUCUCGCGUAUUGCAGGGGAUGUGAUCAACAAGAAAGUUAAAGAGAAUGAGGUUUCUAGAGCAAUUGAACUGAGGGAAAUUGUAACUUCCUUGGGUCCAGCGUAUAUUAAACUUGGGCAAGCUUUGAGUAUUCGACCAGAUAUCUUGUCUCCUGCUGCAAUGACAGAACUACAGAAGCUUUGUGACAAGGUGCCUUCAUUUCCUGAUGAUAUUGCCAUGGCUCUUCUCGAGGAAGAGCUUGGGAAGCCAUGGUACGAAGUUUAUUCAGAGCUCUCUACGUCUCCAAUAGCUGCCGCAUCCCUGGGACAAGUUUACAAGGGGAGAUUAAAGGAAAACGGGGAUCUAGUGGCAGUGAAAGUACAGAGGCCUUUCGUUCUUGAGACUGUGACUGUUGAUUUGUUUGUGAUACGGAAGUUGGGUCUCUUUCUGCGGAAGUUCCCUCAGGUGUCAGUAGAUGUUGUUGGACUGGUUGAUGAAUGGGCUGCUCGCUUUUUUGAGGAGCUGGAUUAUGUUAACGAGGGAGAAAAUGGUACAUAUUUUGCAGAAAUGAUGAAGAAAGAUCUCCCACAAGUUAUUGUGCCAAAAACCUACCAAAAGUACACGUCUAGGAAGGUUCUUACAACACAGUGGAUCGAUGGCGAAAAAUUGUCUCAAAGUAUGGAGAGUGACGUUGGCGAACUUGUGAAUGUUGGUGUUAUUUGCUACUUAAAACAGUUGCUUGAUACUGGCUUUUUCCAUGCUGAUCCUCAUCCUGGAAAUAUGAUUCGUACCCCAGACGGGAAGCUUGCCAUUCUUGAUUUUGGUCUUGUUACGAAACUGACUGAUGAUCAGAAGUACGGAAUGAUUGAAGCCAUCGCACACUUAAUCCACCGAGAUUACGAUGCCAUAGUAAAAGAUUUUGUCAAGCUUGGUUUCAUCCCUGAUGGGGUCAAUCUAGGACCUAUAUUACCUGUCCUGGCCAAGGUUUUUGAUCAGGCACUUGAAGGUGGCGGAGCUAAAAACAUCAACUUUCAGGAGUUGGCAGCAGAUUUGGCGCAGAUAACUUUUGACUAUCCAUUCAGAAUUCCUCCUUAUUUCGCCCUCAUUAUUAGAGCUAUUGGUGUGCUCGAAGGGAUAGCUUUAGUAGGCAAUCCUGAAUUUGCCAUUGUGGACGAAGCCUAUCCUUAUAUCGCUCAGCGGCUCCUGACGGAUGAGUCACCUCGCCUGAGGGAGGCUUUGCGGUACACAAUAUAUGGCAAAACUGGAGUUUUCGAUGCUGAAAGAUUCAUAGAUGUGAUGCAAGCCUUUGAGACUUUCAUUACAGCAGCCAAAAGUGGAGGAGGAGAAGAUAUGAAUGGAGGCAUGGCUGAGCUGGCUCUUAUGCAAAGCCAGCCAAGCAGUCUUGCUUCUAUGUUUCCGACCAGCGCGUCGUCCCAACCGGACCAGCCAGCUCAAACGAGAGUCGCUUUGUCAUUCCUGCUUUCCGAGAAAGGAAACUUCUUCCGUGAGUUUCUACUGGAUGAGAUAGUAAAAGGCAUCGAUGCAAUCACGAGAGAACAGCUGGUGCAAGCUAUGGCGAUCUUCGGAUUCAGAAACGCUACACCAAUCUUCGGUAUGGUACCACCAACAUUUGGACCCUUCAAGCCUGCAGCACUACUUCCAUCAGUGACUGAGGAAGACAAAGUCAUAUUGAACAACGUUCAGAAAGUAAUCGAGUUCCUCACCGCGAGAAGCUCCAUGUCGAACGAUCCUGAUCAGAUCGUAGAUGUAUCUCAAGUGGUUAGAGAACUGCUUCCUGUGUUGCCUGGAAUCUCUGUGACAGUACUUCCUGAGAUUCUGAGUCGGCUUGGGUCACGAAUCAUGGCGAGAAUAGUUCGGGACACGUUUUUGUAA
Microthlaspi erraticum is the source of this 2379-nucleotide messenger RNA. The record is from the annotation of a GenBank genome assembly. NCBI's taxonomy places the organism in Eukaryota, Viridiplantae, Streptophyta, Magnoliopsida, Brassicales, Brassicaceae.